UAGUGGGGAGACGUUGUGAGAUGUCCACUGAACCCAAAGUAUGUGAACUGUGCAGGUAAUUUAUGAUGGUUUCAGCUAGACACUGGGGUUAGUCAUGCUCUCGCUGCACAGAAGUGAGAGGAGGUAUUGACGUGAAUGAAGCGGAGCCUGACGCCGAUCGCCUCCUGAUUCGCUGCUGCAGGAGCUGGAAAAAAAAAAGAGAUCUGGAGACUUGAAAGAGAUCACCAGGAACAAUCGGGGGGAAAGAAGAGUUGCACGGAUUUCACUUGUCAAACUUUUUCUGUGACAUUUCUUCUGCUCGCUGAAGUGGGAGGACGCUUACAAUUUGUAAUGCUGAAAUAUGAGAGAACGGAACCGGGGCGGGUGAAGGCACAUGGGAGAGGACUGUCCAUGUACUCUGGGCUCUAAGAGGAGAAAAAAAACACACGAUUUGCUUGGAACUGGAUUUGCCGAAGUGGGAUGAUUACAAAAAGUUGAUCCUAGGCUCCGGACGAAGCUCUGUACACCCACCACGCUAACCAACCUCAAUGGAUAGAUAGACUUAGUGAGCUGCAGACUGUUAAAGUUUCAUUUAACUUUUCCAGCUGAGUUGGAAGAUCCACAACCUCAUCCAGAGGGGAGAGCCGAUAUCCAGCAUUAUCUCGGCUACUGAGGCCAAAAUGUUGCGGUUGUCUUUGACAGCUUUGAGUCUUUCAUGGACUUUGUUCAUCUGCAACGUGAGCAGAACUUAUGCACAAGAAAGACAGGGUUAUCUGGUCGCUGCCCCCUCUGUGUUCCGAGCAGGCGUGGAGGAGAGUGUGAGCGUAACCAUCUUCAAUGCAAAAGCAGAAACACGCGUCCAGGUGCAGCUGGCGGUGAAGGGGCAGGCGGUCGCCCACAGCCAUGGCUCAGUGCUUGAUAAAGGCACCAUCAAACUAAAGGUUCCCUCUGGUUUAAGAGGCCAGGCUCACCUGAAGGUGUGGGGCAACCGUCACCUCACAGAGGGAGGCUACAUCUUCCACAACUACACCACAGUUACAGUAGAGAGCAAGGGCACUGCUGUCUUCAUCCAGACUGACAAACCUGUCUACAAACCCAAACAUAAAGUGCUCAUCAAUGUCUACACAGUCACCCCCAACCUGAGGCCAGUGAAUGACAAGAUCGAGGCGUAUGUUUUGGAUCCAAGAGGAUCCAGGAUGGUCCAGUGGAAAGGUCUAAAAUCUAUCUGCUGUGGCGUUGUGAACAUGAGCUUCCCUCUGUCGGACCAGCCUGUGCUUGGAGAGUGGUUUAUCUUUGUGGAGGUGCAGGGACACACCUAUAACAAGUCGUUUGAAGUGCAGAAAUAUGUGAUGCCAAAGUUUGAGUUGGUGAUUGAUCCACCACAGUACAUAAGUGAUCUGAACUCAUGUCAGCAGGCUUCUGUCAGGGCCAGGUAUACCUUCGGGAAACCAGUCACAGGGAAGUUGACAGUGAAUAUGACGGUGAAUGGAGUGGGCUACUACCGCCAUGAGAUGGGCCAUCCUGUCAUGAAAACCAUGGAGAUCAAAGGCUCUGCUAACUUCAGCCUGUGUGUCAAAGACAUGAUGCCUUUGGAUGUAGCUGAUCACUUCAGGGGCACUGUGAGCAUUUGGGCGUCAGUGACCAGCGUAGAUGGGAGCAGGCAAACCACAUUUGAUGAUUCAACACCCGUCCAUAAACAGCUCAUCGACAUCAAGUACUCAAAGGACACACGCAAACAGUUCAAGCCUGGUCUGCCUUACAAAGGGAAGAUUGAAGUUACCUACCCUGAUGGCAGCCCUGCUGACGGAGUGAAGGUGCGAGUCAAGGCAGAGCUGACCCCUAAGGACAAUGUCUACACCAGCGAACUGAUCUCCAAAGACGGCCAGGCCAUCUUUGAAAUCCCCUCCAUCCCUACUGCUGCCCAGUAUGUCUGGUUAGAGACCAAAGUGACAUCCAUUGACGGAAAGACAGUAGGAGACCAGUACCUGCCCAGCUACCUGUCCAUCAGUAGCUGGUACUCCCCCAGCAGGUGUCACAUCCAGAUUCAGAGCCCUACCGCUCCACUUAAGGUUGGCCAAGAAGCAGAAGUUGCUCUAAAAUCCACCUGUCCCUGUAACUUCACCCUCCACUAUGAGGUGACAUCCAGAGGGAACAUCAUCCUGUCAGGCCAACAGUCAGCCAACAUGACGGCCUCACACAGAGGAAAAAGGGCGACAGUCAUCUUUGACAAGAAUGUUCAUGCCACCCAGCUUCCUCCCUCUGCUUCUGGUGUUGCAGGCUCCUCCUCUCAGGCUGAGAUGGACAGCUGUGUGUCUUACCUACAUUUCCCAGUGAGCCACAGCAUGGCACCCCUAAGCCGUCUCUUGGUCUACUACGUGAGGGAAAAUGGUGAAGGUGUCACGGACAGUCUGCAAGUCCCCAUCCAACCUGCCUUUGAGAACCAGGUGUCUGUUACUCAGUCAUCCAACGAGUCCAUGCCAGGGGACCCCAUCACUCUGCAUGUCCGGGGAGAAAAAGGCUCCUGUGUGUGUGUGGCUACUGUGGAUAAGAGCCUUUAUCUGUUAAAACCUGACUUCCAGAUCAGUCCAGACAAGGUCUUUAAAGAGCUGGCAGAAUUUGAUGUUUCGGAUGCCUUCGGCAUUCCUAAAGACGACGGACACUUCUGGUGGCCCGGGCUGUCAUCAAAAAGACGCAGGCGCUCCUCUGUGUUCCCCUGGCACUGGGAUAUCACAAAGGAUGCACGCUUCGCUUUCACUGAAACAGGGCUGGUUGUGAUGACAGAUAUGGUGAGUUUAAACCACCGACAGAGUGGAGGCAUGUACACAGAUGAGGCCGUUCCUGCUUUCCAGCCGCACAGCUCCACCUUAGUGGCUGCCAUGCACUCUCGCCCCACGGCCAGAGCAGAGAAGCGUAGGCGUACAUUUUUCCCAGAGACCUGGGUGUGGCACUGCCUCAAUGUCAGCUCUGACACCGGGGAAGCUGAGCUUCGACUGGAUGUGCCCGAUUCGAUUACCACCUGGGUCACAGAAGCUAUUGGCCUGUCUGAGGAAAAUGGUCUGGGUAUAGCAAAGAGAGCAGAGCUUCGUACCUUUAAGCCCUUCUUUGUUGACUUCACUUUACCCUAUAGUUUAAUCAGAGGAGAGCAGACCAAAGUCCCACUCACUGUCUACAACUACCUGCCAACCUGUGCUGAGGUUCAUGUUAAAGUCUCAGUUCCGAAAGGUAUUAAAUUUGUUGGCCACCCUGGGAAGCACCAUCUUACCAGAAAGAAAUGUGUUGCUCCUGGAGAAGCUACACCAACAUCCAUUGUGCUGUCUUUCACCGAACUGGGCUUCGCAAACAUCACAGCACGUGCCAUUGCCUACAGUGAACCAAGCUGCUGUUCAGAUGGACUUCAGACCGGCAAAACAGGCAAUGAUGUUGAUGAAAGAAGAACCCCAAUUGGCCUGGACUAUGUCCGCAGGACCGUCCAAGUGGAACCAGAAGGUCUGCCCAGAGAGUACACUUACAGUGUCUUCUUCUGUCCCAAUGAGAGGAUCCACAUUUCCACCCCAAACAAGUACGAGUAUCAGUAUGUGAAAAAGCCAGCCAAGAUGAACCAGUUCCAGGUGGCGGUGAAGACCCACAACGAUGCCCAUUUUGCCCUAUCUGCAAGCCCCCAUGACAGUGCGGAGAUGCUGGAGAUUGUUCUCGGGGGUAGGCAGAACACUCGCUCAUGGAUCUCCGUGGGCAAGAUGGGUGAUCCUCUGGUCAGUGCCGCCACACCAGGCAUCCUCUCCUGGGACGAGUUUCGCAGCUUUUGGAUUAGUUGGAAGGGAGGUGUGGUACAGGUGGGCCACGGUGUACAUCCAUCCAAUGAAUCAAUCAUCCUCCAGUGGGCAGGCCAGUUCCCUGGACAGGUGCGUCACAUUGGCUUCUCAACAGGCUGGGGCUCAGUGGGGGAGUUUAAAAUUUGGAGAAAAGAGGACUCUGAUGAGAACCACAAUGAGGCAUUCACUCUGGGGGUCCCACACAACAUGGUGCCUGGAUCUGAGAGGGCCACCGUAUUUAUGAUUGGGGAUGUUAUGGGUCCGACUCUCAAUAACCUGGACAAGCUGUUGCGGCUCCCCUUCGGAUGUGGGGAGCAGAACAUGAUCCACUUUGCCCCCAACGUCUUCGUCCUGAAGUACCUUCAGAAGACGAGGCAGCUCAGCUCUGAGGUGGAGAAUGAAGCCACUGACUACCUGCUGCAAGGCUACCAAAGACAGCUGACCUACAAAAGACAGGAUGGAUCCUACAGUGCCUUCGGAGAGAGGGAUUCCUCUGGCAGUAUGUGGUUGACAGCGUUUGUGCUGAAGUCCUUUGCCCAAUCUCGGGGUUUCAUCUUCAUUGACCCUGAGGAGCUUCGUGCUGCCAAAUCCUGGCUCAUCAAACAUCAGCGAGAUGAUGGCUCCUUCCCCGCCAUGGGACGCAUCCUAAACAAAGAUCUGCAGGGAGGUAUCCAUGGGAAGAUCUCACUUACAGCUUAUGUGGUAGCAGCUCUCCUGGAGACAGGGAUAACUACAGAGGAGGAGAAGGUUGCAGUGGCCAAAGCCAAGGAUUUCUUGGAGAGCAACACCUACUCUGCUGAUGACCCUUACACCACGGCCCUGUCUGCAUACGCCUUGGCUCUGCUACGAAGCCCUUACGCUCCGCUAGCUCUGCGUCGCCUCAACCACAUGGCCAUAACACAAGACGGACUCACCCACUGGAGUCUGACUGGCAGCACUAUGACAGAUGAGGACACUUUUAUGGGCUUCAGCGAUGGCCUAUCUCAGUCAGUGGUGUCAGCAGAGGUAGAGAUGACUGCCUACGGUCUUCUCACCUACACCCUCCUUGGAGAUGUGGCCUCUGCCCUGCCUGUGGUCAAAUGGCUCUCCCAACAGAGGAAUGCCUUGGGUGGCUUUUCAUCCACACAGGACACCUGUGUAGCUCUCCAGGCUCUGUCAGAGUAUGCCAUCCUGUCCUACGUUGGGGGGGUCAACCUCACCAUCUCACUGGCCUCAACAAACCUUGACUUCCAGGAGACGAUUGAGCUCAACAGAGACAACAAGAAACUCCUUCAGAGUGCCAAGAUCCCCAGUAUCCCCACAGGCCUUUUUGUCAGCGCUAAAGGAGAAGGCUGCUGUCUUAUGCAGAUCGACGUGUCUUACAAUCUACCUGACCCAGUAUCCAAGCCAGCCUUCCAGCUCAAAGUGGACCUGAAAGAGCCCUUUCAGGAGCGACACCAGCAGCCUCCAUCUUCAUCAAAUCCCCGUCAUCCUCCUCCCUCACGUUCCCGGAGCCGCGCUGACAACCGCUCUGAGCUGAACCGGAAGCGGCGGGCACCGAUUGAUGACGACGAUCCAGCGGCAUACCAGGACAAAAUGGACUUCCACAUCUCUUUGGAAGUCUGUGCAAGGUGGCUCCAUUCAGGCUCGUCCAACAUGGCUGUCAUCGAAGUUCCGAUGAUUUCUGGUUUCCGAGCAGAUGUUGAAAGUCUGGAGAGGCUGCUGAUGGACAAGCGAGUGGGUCUGAAAAGAUAUGAGCUGAACGGAAGAAAAGUGUUGUUCUACUUUGACGAGAUCCCUAGCCAAUGUAUGACGUGUGUGGACUUCCAAGCUGUCAGAGAAUACAUUGUGGGCAAGACAGCGCCUGUUCCGGUCAAGAUCUAUGACUACUACGAACCAGCCUUUGAGGCCACCCGGUUCUACAACGUUAGCGAGAGCAGUCCGCUGGCACGGGAGCUCUGUGAUGGACCCACUUGCAACGAGGUGGAAAGUUCAACCAAUCAGUGGAUAGGAUUUGUGCAGACAAACCAGUGUAACAAUGUGUUUGGCUGUCUGGAGGAGGAACAGUUUGAGCGCUGCACAUGCUACAGGGACUGUGGUUAUGACGGAGAACCAGUUUGUGGGUCGGACGGGCAGCUCUACCAGAACCAGUGUCAGAUGGAGGUUUUCGCCUGUCGGAAUGGGACACGCAUCAAGCAGGUUCCUCUGUCCCAAUGUCCACAGGUGGAGACCACGGUGGAGGACAGGCAACCAAUAACACGACAGGAAACUGAGCAGCCCUCUGUGCCUGUUCACACAGGUGAAGAGGAGCAGGGCUCCAUGGCAGAAGUGUCCUACUACUCCUACGAAUAUGACCCGGACUCUGAGCCUUUCCUUGCUGACGCAGAUGGAGGGGACCAUUUUGACCUUCUUAAAGGGGAUGUAGAGCAGAAGGUUCUCCUGCCAGCAGAUACCCAGAUAACCACACUGGACACAAAGAACACCCCUGAGCGAUGAAACGCCUAAAGACUGAAGCCAUACCCACCUCCAAAUUGUACAUUAUUUGUGAAUAUGCUAGUGAAUGGAAAGAGAAGAGAGUCCUGUGACUUGUCCUGCCUGAAAGGAAGAGAUGGUGGAGUCUGGAGAGUGAGAGAGUGACUGUGUAUGAGUGUGUGUGGAUGCAUUUCUAUGUAUGUGUGUGUGGUUGGUUGUGACUGUGUAUGACUGCUGUAAAGCAAGGUUCCUCCAGACUUUGUUUCCUUCCUCCAGACUCCUGGUCACCAAUAGUCACCAUAGCGUCUUUGUUAUUCACUGUACUGCCUUUAUAAUCACUAGAAGAAAUAAUCAAGUAUUUAUGUUUGUAAUUACACCUGACUUUAAGCAAAAUAUUUUGUUAUAUUUUCUAUCUGUGGUAUUUAUUUGUAGCUAGAGGUCAUAUCAUUUUAUUUUUUUGCCCACUCUUACAGUCUGCUCUUUUUCCUUGUGAUUCUUUGAAUUCAAACAAAAGAAAUGUGCUGUCAAAGGCAUUUUUCUUUCUGUCAUAGCAAGCUUUAACCCAAUCAUUGAUAAAAUUCCUGUGCUGGUAUCCUGCUGUAAAAGACAUAUGUUAGCCGUAUGCUUUACAGAAACAUAAACUCAGAUGUUCUUCAUUUUUAAGGUAUUUUUGACGCUUUUUGACUGUAACAGACAGAACAGCAGAGACUGACAGGAAACAUGAGGAAAGAAGAGGACUGACAUGUAACGAAGGCCUCUGGCCGACUCAAACCACCAAUCUUACAGCUACAAGAUAAGUGUGUAUGGACCCCUGGUUCACAAGGACACACCAAUCCAACCAAGACACCAACAACAUCUACUCUCAAGUCACCUUUCACCUUACCUACCUUGAGAUAUGAUUGUACAGUUCAUAAGCUAUUGUGUUUUUGUUUAAAAUUUUGAUUCGUGAAGCAAUCAACUGAAAAAUCAUGAAGUUUUGAAUUAAUGUAAAUGGACCAAAUUUGAUCAAAUGUAGUCCCUAUUCAUUUCAAAUAUUGUGCUUUUUAAAACAAACAAGAAUAAAAUUUGUAUACAAUACAA
Notolabrus celidotus (New Zealand spotty) is the source of this 7319-nucleotide messenger RNA. RefSeq names its product C3 and PZP like alpha-2-macroglobulin domain containing 8 (gene cpamd8). Gene Ontology annotation, cellular component: extracellular region. The record is from RefSeq and is a predicted model, not a curated record. NCBI's taxonomy places the organism in Eukaryota, Metazoa, Chordata, Actinopteri, Labriformes, Labridae. Gene Ontology annotation, molecular function: endopeptidase inhibitor activity; protein binding. Bases 660 to 6263 code for a protein of 1867 amino acids. The transcript has 44 exons.